Molecule: messenger RNA, 1187 nt
Organism: Rhopalosiphum padi (bird cherry-oat aphid)
Lineage: Eukaryota; Metazoa; Arthropoda; Insecta; Hemiptera; Aphididae
Product: pancreas transcription factor 1 subunit alpha-like
Exons: 3
Coding region: 158-844 (228 amino acids)
Biological process (GO): developmental process; regulation of transcription by RNA polymerase II
Molecular function (GO): RNA polymerase II transcription regulatory region sequence-specific DNA binding; DNA-binding transcription factor activity, RNA polymerase II-specific; protein dimerization activity
Source: RefSeq, a predicted model, not a curated record
AAAGUUGAUUCGGCAGUCUCUGCAGUAGCGUCCCGGCUUCCACUAGUGUUUGUUAGCCCACGUCUCAACUAGCAGUGCAAUAUGUAAUCAUAAGUAUAUAUUAUUAAUAACUAUCUUAAUAUAUCGUCCUUACGACGUACGCUUAGUAUAUCCAGAAAUGGACCAUCAUCAUCAUCAUUAUCAACUGAAUCACCAUGGUGCGGGGCACCAUUAUCACGCACCACCGUACACAAGAGAUUAUUUCCUCUACGAAUAUUCGUCCGGUUCCGAAUCCGAUGGAACAAGUUCACUGAAUAGUGAUUGCGAUUCCGGCAAUUGUGUUGAUUCGGGUCGCAAGAAGAGUUCACGGUGUCACAGGCAAAAGACGCAGCAGCGGCAAGCAGCGAACCUGCGCGAACGGCGACGCAUGCAAAGCAUCAAUGAAGCGUUCGAAGGGCUUCGUGCACACAUACCCACUCUGCCGUAUGAGAAGCGCUUGUCAAAAGUGGACACACUGAAGUUAGCUAUAGGUUAUAUAAAUUUCCUGUCCGAGUUGACUCGUGGCACGGGACCUACAGGAAAUGGCGUAACGUCAUUGAAUGUGGCCAAACUUACAACGAUCGCCGGUCGUCUGCAUAGACCACCGGCACAGGUCAAAGAACAACCCGUCAAGAAGUUUAUUGUCAGAGGUGCGUUUGGAACUCCAUAUUCAUUACAUUCGUUGUCUUGGUCGAGGGCAAAAGAAAAUUGUCCAAAUAGCGCAGGAGUAAUGCGAGCAAAGUUAUGGAGGCCUGAAGUAGGGUCACCGCGUAAUUCUGGAUCUACUUCAACCUCAACGAGUUCGACAUCAUCAAGUAAAACCUAAUCAUUCAACAUAAUAAAUAAGACAACUAUUAUUAUAAGUUAUAUACUAUAGAACAUAAGUGAUAUAUUUAUUUAUUGUCUCUAUUCAGUUGUUCUUAUUCCAAUUUAAAAUGUUUAUUAUAUAAAUUAACUAAAUUAUUUUUUUGUAUAGGUACCUUAAUAUACCUCGUAUAACCUACUUGUUUUAUUAUUGUUUAAUAUUGUUAGUUGAUAGUUAUUAGAGUGUUUAUUAUUUUUUUUUUUAAUUAUUUAUUUUAAUCGUCCAAUUUUUAAAUAUAAUAAUACAUUAUAAUUCUAUCAUUCCUACUGUAUAAUUCACUAGCAAUAUAGAUCGGUAAUUGUAA